Rhizopus microsporus ATCC 52813 is the source of this 789-nucleotide messenger RNA. RefSeq lists its product as uncharacterized. The transcript has 3 exons. NCBI's taxonomy places the organism in Eukaryota, Fungi, Mucoromycota, Mucoromycetes, Mucorales, Rhizopodaceae. The record is from RefSeq and is a predicted model, not a curated record. The coding region runs from base 1 to 789 and encodes 262 amino acids.
AUGGCAAACAGUACAAAGAGACCGUUACCACCUACACCUUCAAAUAGAAAAUCAAUCAUUGAUCUAAGCUAUGACACAGAAAAUGACAUAUUAAGUCUACAAAAAUGCCUAGAGCAAAAAGAGUCUACCAUCAAUAACCUGAAAAUAAUCGUAAUGGAAUGGAAAAAGAAAGCAAUAGAAUACGAAGCUGCUUAUAACGAAGCAAAGCAACAGCUUGAAGAGCGAGAGCGGUUCUUAAUGAAGCGACAUCAAGCAGAGAUAGAGGCUCUUACCAAAGCUCAAAUUGACCAAACAAAUGAGAAUUUAGACUUGUUGCUCAAGCUAGAAAAUGAAAACAAACAGCUGAAACAGCAGUUACAAAAUAGCCCCACAAAAGAAGAAUACCAGUUACCUAUUCCACCCGUGGCGCCGUUCGUCAGUAACACGAGCCAAUUAUGUAAUACAGCAGAAGUGGCGAACCAGACAGCCACUGCGUCUGUGAUAAAAAGCAGAAAGCAGUCAAACGAGCUAGUUGAACGAAUUAAUGAAAUGAUGAGUGCGAUGGAAGGCACUUUACAUGGUAUAAAAGAUAGCUAUGGUCAAACUGUAAUGGAGGAUACAACACCGCCGUUAAUAAGCGACCUAUCAUCCUCAGAAGAAGAGUAUGAUGCUCAGUCUAUAGAGAUUAUACCCAAGGCAACUAGCAGUAAAAAGAGACUGUCUAGUUUCUUUUUUGGUAGCAAACAUAAGAAAGACGACAUGUUUGUAGAAAAAAAGAAAACUGUAUUUAAAGUGCCUUCUAAUAAAUAG